Electrophorus electricus (electric eel) is the source of this 6928-nucleotide messenger RNA. The record is from RefSeq and is a predicted model, not a curated record. Lineage: Eukaryota; Metazoa; Chordata; Actinopteri; Gymnotiformes; Gymnotidae.
CGCACGGCGUUGUUAUCUAUGGAGGUGGAUAGUACGGGAUGUUCUGAAAAUCCGUCCAUUCAAUUUUGAGCCUAUCAAUUAUUUUAGGCUAAAUUGACCUUUCAUGCCACAUGUUUAAAAUGGAAGCUUGGACUCUUCGAAAAAUUGGAGAUGGAAGGAACUUAAUCAAGGAUUGCAGAAGAUGGGAGUUCGUAGGAUUACGCAAAGUGCAGUUUGCCGGAAAUCUCGGGUCUUAUAUAAAAACUAAUGGACCUUCUAAAAAUUGACAUCGGAUACUCUUCACAAACUAGAGAUUUUACUGUUCAGUGUGUUCAUGUCUAAAGAUGACAUGCUGAGAGCUGGGACUUCACUGGCUAACAUUUUCUUUCGUUGUUACCGGUAACGUACCCUAUUUUCUGUUUUGUUUGUAGCAAGGGACCUUUCACGGUUAAAAUCAAACGUAAACCAAUAUAACUAAAAGAGUAUUUUUGUGCUCUGAUGGUUUUUCUCAUUUGGACCGAUAUAGUUUGGUCACUCUAUCACUUUUGUUAAAAUGUAGCCUAUCCACAAGUGUUUUACGGACCAUAUAUGAUGGAGCAGCGAUUGAUGGACCAUUCAGGGCCUAUACAUUAUGAUACAUUUGCGCAAUUUGUAGAGUUUCGGAGGUUGGGCUACUCGUAGUGUUUUCGAUGGCUUCACUUUUGUUGGGAUAUUUAGCUAGUUUGAACGCUAUUUAUAUAAUUUUAUUUAAAGUCCAUGCGGAUUUGGUGUUGAUGCAGUUCACCACGAGGUAGCGAUAGGCUUUUGUAACCUGGAUAGCCUACCACCAAAGACCGGUACCUAUAACUUUCACACUUCGCUUUUUUAACAAGAGCUGCAUUUGCUUUGAAUACGAACAACAUGGAUGCUGGAAUCCAGAAUCACACUGAACAUUUUGUUCACGACAUAUCCAAUCCAAGCGCAUCUGGUCUGUGUUCCGAAAUGCUCGAAGUCGCUGAAGAGGCAUGCCGGGCUGGAGACUUCGACCUUGCUGUAGAGAUCUAUUCCUCUCAGUUGGCCGAUCUUCAACAGCCUGACAGAGGUCUUUGCCUGCGUAAAGCGGAUGCCUUGGCCCGUGGGGGUCGGAUAGCUGAGGCUUUAGACUCCUAUUGUAUCGCUGCAAACAUCCAUAGAUUUAAGCCAGAGGAACUUAAGCUUUUAGUUGAAAACAUCGCCCGAACAAUACGCGUAAAAGGACUGAUUGAGAGUAAACAUUUUACCGGUGAAGGUAGAACAAAGCCAAGCGGUAAUGGGGGCAUCUGUUCUGAUGGAGACGAAUUUGACACAAAUCAACCACUAGACCCGUUUUCUUGUCGGCUUUGCAAUUGUUUACUAUUAGAGCCAACAACCUUAGUGUGUGGACACACUUUUUGUAAACGUUGCCUUGAAGAUGAAGAUGCCGUUGUCAAUGAUUGCAUAUGUUGCCGAUGUAAAAUAAACAAAUGUUCGUCACAAACGAACACAAACGGCUUCAGAAUUAAUGUUGUUCUCAGCGGCGUGCUUGAAAAAUGGUUCCAUGUUGAAAGUACAUCUCGAAGAUACUGGCUUGAAGGAGAACGCCUUUGGAAAACCCAAGAUCUCUUCAGUGCCCUAGAAAAGUACGACAAGGCAGUCGAACUAGAGCUGAUGCUUCUGAAAAGGAUUCUGGGUAGGCUUCAGCAGACUUCUGUAAAGCACAUCGUCUCUUCACCAGCUCCCUCUAUCUGUAGGCUGUUGUCAGAGCGAGCCAAGCUGCACAUGGACAUGAAGAACUUCAGCCUGGCCGUCCAGGAUGCGGACAGCUUGUGCCAGCUCUGUCCUUCAUCAGCAAAGGUGACUACUACUUCACUCAGUUGGCUAAAGAAGAGAGAUCUUACUGAGGCUCAAAGGGAGCUAAACCUUCCUACAUCCGCACACUACAUUAAGGCCAAAGCCCUGUGUAGUUCCCACCGCAGAGAAGAGGCCUUGCAGGAAUAUUUUUAUUGUGUAGCACUGAAGCCAGACUGGACGGCUGUCAAAAUGGAGGCGCAGAAGAUCUUGAGUGAGAUGUUUUCCUCUAUUUUUGAAAAGGACAGUCUGGUCACACCUCUGCAUCCACAUCAAGGCACAGGGCUCUCCUCUCGCAUUAAACCUUCAUCUCUCCUGAGCUCGCUUCACUCUUCCUUACCCAGAGAUGGAGCUAGAGCUGGCUGCUCUAAGGACCCUACCCUCAGCAGUAAAGCAGCUCACUGUGGGAGCUCCUCAUCCUUGAAGCAGACAGAGAACAGCGUGGAAGAGUCCAAGAACCUGGCGGCUGUCCUCUCCUCACUCCCUGUACCUCCGGGUCUUAAGAGAAAAUGUCCUGUUGAUGCCGGUGCUCUUGGGCCUCCAAGCAAGCUUCUUAAACAAGAUCCAGCCUGCUCAUCCCUGACUCCUCCUGUCCUGUGCAGGAUGAGGGAGGUACCACAUGAGCUCUUGGAUAGUGCAGACAUGGAGUGUUCACUGUGCAUGAGAUUGUUUUACGAACCAGUUACUACUCCCUGUGGACACACCUUUUGUCUCAAAUGUCUGGAGCGCUGCCUUGACCACAAUCCCAACUGCCCUUUGUGUAAAGAGAACCUUUCUGAGUAUUUGGCCAAUAGAGGGUACAAUAAGACUUUCCUAAUGGAGGAGGUACUUCAGCGCUAUCUGCGUGAGGAACUGGAAGAAAGGAGGAAAGUGCACGAAGAAGAGCUGAAGGAGCUGUCAAACUUGAACCAGGAAGUGCCUAUUUUCGUCUGCACCAUGGCAUUUCCCACAAUCCCCUGCCCCCUGCAUGUCUUUGAGCCUCGCUAUAGGUUGAUGAUCCGCAGGGCCAUAGAGACAGGAACCAAGCAGUUUGGCAUGUGUAUUUCUGAUGAAGUGAAGGGUUUUGCUGACUAUGGCUGCAUGCUGGAGGUGAGAGAUGUGAAGUUCUUCCCUGACGGGCGCUCUGUGGUUGACACCAUCGGUGUGGCUCGCUUCAAAGUGCUCAGCCAUGGCCAGAGGGAUGGCUACAACACGGCCAAGAUAGAAUACUUGCAGGACAAGAAGGCUGAGGGGGAGGAACUGGGUGACCUGCUGAAGCUGCAUGACUCUGUGUAUGAGCAGGCCACCGCCUGGUUCACCUCUCUCAAAGAUAACAUGAAGAGCCAGAUCCUCAGUCACUUUGGACACCUGCCCAGCAAAGACCCUGACCCCCAGGGGAACCCCAGUGGGCCGGCCUGGUGCUGGUGGCUUCUGGCAGUACUGCCACUGGAAAGCAAGGCCCAGCUCACCAUCCUUUCCAUGACCUCCCUGAAGGAGCGCCUAGUUGCCAUCCGCCGAGUCCUCAUCUUUGUCACCCGCAAGCGCCCUCGAUGACCCUGGCCUUCCCUGGCUGCCUGUCACUUUCGUUGUCAGGGUUGCAUGGCCCAGGGCGGGGGUCAGGGGUAGCAGUCCACCUCUGCACCUUCUACCGCCUCAAUCUCCUGUCUGCAGCAGCUCGGCUCCCUCCGUGCUGAGUGACACCUUUUUACAUGGCUGGAAGCUUGUGUGGGAAGUUUGUUCACCCGGUUUGGAGUUGUUGAGUUUUACAGUGGGUCACUGACCUAGCAGUAAAGCACGUGCUCUGUCUUGAUUUAAAAAGGCAGAGUGACUGACUUUGUUCCACUCCAGUAGCUACAGAUGUUUCGGUUGUACAGGAACAGACAGACAGCACUGCAACACUAUCUAAGGUGUUUCUGGCUGACCAAAAUUCGUCUCAUGAGAUUUUGGUGUAUUUACUGGCUUCAAUGUGGGUCAAAGUCCAUGAUCUUCUCAUGUAUAUGCACAAACAUUUUUUACCUCCCUUAAAGAAUGUGCAUGUUCUAAUGUAGGAACUCCCAGUUUCAUACAUUCAAGUCUGAAAUAUCCCUAUUUUGCAAUGCAACAUUAGUAAACUGUUAAAAAUGUUAAAAUCUUAAUGUUUUAAGACCUUUCAAAAACACUGAUAUAAGUGGAAAAGCACAUGUCUCAUUUAGUCAAUAAUUUAUUAGAUAAUUAUAUGGUUUAUAUUGAAGUUAAAUACAGCAGAUUUUUCACCCAGAUUAUUGGCAAUUUAUAGAUAAAUUUGAAGUCAAUUGGAUUAUUCAGGUUUAUUUGCUUUGUGUUUUGGUUUAGAUUGGUGUCAUAAAUAUUUAGUCUAUGAUACUUCAACACUACCACUAAACAGUAUACUAAAUUUAUACAGGGAUUAAGAAACCAGAAUGCAUCCGCUGUCUGUGAAAUAUGGGAUAUAGCUAUACACGUCAUUUGGCAACAGAAUUGGAUGAAAUUACUGCAUAUUAAACUUUUUUUUUUUUUUUUUUUUUUUUUUAAAUAAACUAGCACUAGCAUAUGACCCCAAGUAGAUACAAAAUGUUCUUUUAAAUUGGUUAAUUUAGUGUCAGCAAGCACCUGAAGACCUUGUAUUCCAUGGAAAAUGUGAUGGAUAAUCACUGUUACCUUUCAGAAUCUUUGGAUUUUGAAGGGCUUUGCUGUAUACCUCCAUGUUAUUUUAUUAGCCUUCUAUGCCCGUUAACUUGGAACAUGGCUGUAGCUUUGUUAAAAACGAACGUUAUCCUCAGGCAAAGAUGGGCAGAAUGGCCCCUUUCCUCAAGGGACUAAUUAUGUCUAAUUCAUGUCUGUCACCUGUCAACAGUCAUGGAACUAUAAGACAAGAUUUGUUCUGUUUGUUGUAUGAAAGCAACUUUUUUUUGGGGGGGGGGUGCAGAAAUUGAGAAAUGGAGGGUUUCUCAACUCCUUGUAGCAAAACUGCUGUGAAAAAUCUGGGUGGUGUACCUAGUAGCCUAACUCCCACACCGAUAAGUCAUCGGUAUGCAAUUUCUUUUUUCCUUCUCAUCCUCUACGAAGUGUUUUGUCUGAUCAAACCAAAUGCUGCAACUUUUCACCAGUCUCAUAUGUGAUGUCACAAUGAGUCAGGCCCAGCUCUGACUCGCUUUCCUGAAGUAAGGCUCCAGUCACCUUCCGAGACAAGCUGUCUGAUUGCCUUGACACGCCUGUUUGAAUGGAUGACCUUUCGUUUUUGUGUUUCCUCAGUAGUGUGUGACUGCACUUUUCCUGAACUCGUAGGCAUCUGGUUAAUCAGGCCUAGGCCCCUGACAAGUGUACAAGCGUCAUAUCAAGUGUGGUGCUGCGAACAGCUAAGAACUAGCUUUUAAGGGAUGGGUUAUACGUGCCCUCAGAGCCACACUAAAGCAACGAUAGCCUGCCUUCAGCAUUGUAUUCCAUUUGACAGAAACCCACUCUUGGUGUAGCAGGGUAAUAAUCGAGGCUGUUGAUGCUUUAAUACAUGCAGCUCAUUUCUGAAUUGCACAAGCUGCUUUUAACUGCGAGCCUUUGAGAAGCAGACUUGGUGGUUUUGCAAGCGGCCUUGCCGUGCUGCCGAUUAACGGUUGAAAUGUUAAUGUGCCUACUCUGAUGAUGACUAGCAGUAGUGAUUUUAAUACUGCCAUGUUUGGUUCUCACCUUCAUUACCUUAAACAUAAGACUGCAACAUGACCAUACUGUAUCAUUUCCAGAGCUCAGUUACCAUGGGCUAGUCUUGCUAAGGCCAGAAAGAACACUAGCGAGCUAGAACAGAAUCCUUUUUAGAAUCUUUUUUUGUUUGUUUUUUUUUUUUUUUUCUUACAAAACUAGCUCUCUGUUUUAGGAAGACUGCUACAAAAAUAAAACAUACGGCCACCAAAUGCGUGCCAAAGAUGCUGCAUUUUAAGAUACUGAGGAUGGUUCUCUUUCUCAAUCAGUUUUGAUGGUGUUUAACAUCAGUUUUUUUUUUCCCUUCCAAACGUUUUCAACAUCUAAUUGAAUUUGUGAUUAAUCGCAGGAAAUGUGUGAUAAGUGGUGUCCCUGUUAAUAACCAAACACAUUCUAUAAUUUAAUUACUGACUACAAAAAGGUAAUUUCCAAACGACAGUUAUAGAACUAAUGCAUUCACGUUCGGUGCUUCAUAAGCUAAGGAUUUUGUCAACUAAGCUAAGAAUUGCUUUACAUUUGUUACUCAAGGCCUAAAGUCAGUUAUUUGAUGAGGUUUUAAAUAGAGACAGUUAGACAGAUAAGUUGGAGGACAAUGAUCAUGCUUUUCAGUGAGACUGUUUAAAUGACCAUUGCACUAGAUCAGUACAAAUACUAUAUGGUUGUUUAUACGGUCCUGGUCUUGGAGAAAGUUUUAGUCAUUCUAAACAAAAGAAAUGCUGCUACUGAAAUAUUACUGACAAGGGGUUUGUUUCCUUUGUGUGUUUCUGCUGCAAAUUUUACUAAAUUAAAAAUUUGUUCAUUUGGAAAGUUCACAUUGAAAAAUUCCUUGUCAAUGUGGCUACUGGCUUUUACUGAAACUAAACACUGUGGGUCUAUUUUGAAACUAAUUAGCCUGUCUGAGAUGAGAACAAAGCCAUAAAAUGUGCAAUUUGAACUAUAGAUUACAUUUACUAUAAAUGUACAAACACACACACUGAGAUUUGGGGGACGUACUUAUUGACAUGAUAUUCAGUUUGUCAUGUUUCAUGUCUGGAUGAAGGCUAAGCAAUUGUGGGUAGAUGACCAUCUAAAAUCUUAGCUGGUCCAGUUUACCUGCACUCAUCCAGUAGAAAAGCUGUGUAUGAAGAUGUAAUGUUCUCUUGAAAUCGUUCCAUCGCUAGUUCUUAUUUGUAUUGUGUAAUGUAAAAUAUUUGUGUGGUGCACUUUGGUGGAUGGUUUACCUGUUUGUCCAUGUGGGCACCUGUGUACAGACAAAAUGGAGGCCUUUUUACUCAUCUUCCCCUUGUGGUUUGCGACUGCACCACCUCAUUCAUUCUGUCAAGUGCGAGACUCCCUCCCACCCCCGAUGUAGCGUCUCCUGUUGGUUACUACGCAAAUGCUGCAUUUUUCAUGUGAAUUUGUACAUUACAAGGAAAAUAAAACUUAUUUUAUAUUUUAA